Messenger RNA from Plasmodium vivax (malaria parasite P. vivax), 884 nucleotides. RefSeq lists its product as hypothetical. The transcript is spliced from 5 exons. Lineage: Eukaryota; Apicomplexa; Aconoidasida; Haemosporida; Plasmodiidae. The record is from RefSeq and is a predicted model, not a curated record. Bases 111 to 884 code for a protein of 257 amino acids.
GCAGUGCAGGCGUGGAAUAAACACCAGUCGACAGCUUGGCCAGGUUUGCACAACUCGCAUGUGUUGCGUUUCAAGUCGUAUUAAUUCCCAUUCGACGCACGCACAGGGAAAUGCAAAAAAGAAAAAUACCAAAAAGAAAAACACAAAAAAGAAAAAUAACAAAACGGAAAACACAAAUCAUUGAGAGCUUCCCUGUCCACCCCCAAAUGAACGACUUCGUGCACGAAGACAUCGAACUGAAACGGCGGGCGUGGGCCCUGCACUUCUCCGAAAGGCGAACCAACAGCAAAUUUAAGUUCGCCAAAAGGGGGCGUAAAAAAUACGUGACCACGUGGGUCAAGCAAAAAGACCAAACGGAUUUAUUCGAAAGAUGGGUGAAGAAGACGCAGCUGAACGAGAAGUACAAACCAGAGGAUGACCAGCUCGAAGGGCACAGCGAUAAGGCAAAACUGGAGAGAGAGGACCCAAACAUCACCCCCCAGAGGAACUGGACGAGGAGGAGCACCAGGAUAAAUUUGCAAAGCAUUCUUGAUAAGGAGACCUACAGAAGAUGCUAUGUUGAUCCCCCCAGCGAUUUCUCUGUGGAGGACGACGAGGAAGAGCAAGAGGAGGAGAAGGAAGGGAAGAAAGCGGAAGAGAAGGAGACGGAACAGAAGAAAGCGAACGAAAAGGAGGUGGAAGAGAAGAAAGCGAACGAAAAGGAGAUGGAACAGAAGAAAGCGAGCGAAAAGGAGAUGGAAGAGAAGAAAGCGAACGAAAAGGAGAUGGAAGAGAAGAAAGCGGACGAAAAGGAGAUGGAAGAGAAGAAGCACCCAAGCGAACACGAAACAGAGCACCCAAGCGAGCGCGAAACGGAGCACCCACGCGAACCAAACCCUACGUGA